AUGGCCGAACCUCUACCUUACCAACCAAUAUUCGUUCCCACUACAGAGCCGUGGAGACAUCCACCAGCCCAAUACAUUCGCGGACAUGCCCUUCUACCCAAUGGAUGGUAUCAAGACAAUCGAAAAUUGCGACAUCCAAAAACGUUUAAAGCUUUCGUCUGGCCGAAAGACGGUAGGAAUGGUUCCAAGUUGGGCCGAAUGAAAGACAUUCUCAAAGGCGAAGGCCCCGACAUCUUCGUCGGCUGUGCGGCUGAUGCAAGAGAUUUUAUGGCCAAGCGUCCAUCGCGAUCCCAGUGGUCCAAGCAUGUCCAUCUGGACGAAGGCCCCUUCAAGCUCGCCUUCAAUCCUACCAAGUUCGCGCCUUGGACAGAGGGAGGUAUACUGUCAGAUGGGCGUUCACGCGAUAUGGCCUACGACUUCCGCACGAGAAAGCACGUGAAGUGGCAUGCCGGUAUGUGGUCGGACGCGGUUUGGCAGCCAGAUCCAUACACGAACAGAAAAUGGAACAUCUUCCCCGAAGCUCUACGAACGGCGCAUGGUGGCUGGUGGCAGGACAAUCAACACCGACCACAUGUUCUGGGCGGUCCAUUUGACAAUGAGUUCGGCGCUGGUGUCUCCUUAACCUAG
Alternaria atra is the source of this 627-nucleotide messenger RNA. RefSeq lists its product as uncharacterized. The record is from RefSeq and is a predicted model, not a curated record. NCBI's taxonomy places the organism in Eukaryota, Fungi, Ascomycota, Dothideomycetes, Pleosporales, Pleosporaceae. The coding region runs from base 1 to 627 and encodes 208 amino acids. The transcript has a single exon.